GCCUGAACCUGCAGUCGGUCACAGAGUUAACUUUACAUCUUUACAAAUACGUAGCUGAAGGACGCCAUUUGGUUCAAUAUAUUCUUGAGCGCAUGCUUGCAUUGUGCAAUGGACUUUCUCGCACGAAAAAUAUUCUCAGACUUUAGCUAAAUAUAGUUGGAACGAAGUUGUUCAGAAUCAUUUGCCUGGUUUCUACUCGGAAACAUUUAUGUACGUAUUAGUUCCGGAGGAAGAUGUCAUAUCAUACAUGCUGCUGAGUUGAAUCGAGAAAAUUUUAUAGUUCACUAAAUUGGGAGAAUGGGGAUCCUCGAAAAGAUAUCGGAAAUCGAGAAAGAAAUCUCGCGCACUCAGAAAAACAAAGCAACUGAGUACCAUCUUGGUUUGCUGAAGGCUAAACUAGCCAAGUACAGAGCUCAGCUGUUAGAACCCUCCAAAUCAGCGGGGGCCAAAGGGGAGGGGUUUGAUGUGAUGAAAUCUGGUGACGCUCGGGUGGCCCUGAUCGGUUUCCCCUCUGUGGGCAAGUCCACAUUUCUAAGUUUGAUGACUGCGACGGAGAGCGAGGCAGCCUCUUACGAAUUCACUACAUUGACAUGCAUCCCAGGAGUUAUUGAGUACAAAGGGGCCAAUAUUCAGCUCUUGGAUUUGCCUGGAAUCAUCGAGGGUGCUGCCCAAGGAAAGGGCAGAGGAAGGCAGGUGAUUGCCGUUGCCAGGACGGCGGACGUUGUCAUCAUGAUGCUGGACGCUACGAAGGGCGAUGUGCAGAGGGUGCUAUUGGAAAAAGAACUGGAAUCCGUUGGAAUCAGACUCAACAGAUCCAAACCGAACAUUUAUUUUAAGCCAAAGAAAGGAGGAGGUCUGUCCUACAAUUCAACUGUCCCUCUUACCCAAUGCUCUGAAAAACUAGUACAGCUCAUUCUUCACGAAUACAAAAUCUUCAAUGCUGAGGUUUUGUUUAGGGAAGACAGCACGCCGGAUGAGUUCAUUGAUGUCAUCGUGGGGAACAGAGUCUACAUGCCUUGCUUAUAUGUGUACAACAAAGUAGACCAGAUCUCCAUGGAGGAAGUCGACCGGUUGGCUCGGAGACCUCACAGUGUCGUCAUCAGCUGUGGGAUGAAGCUGAACCUGGACUACCUUCUGGAGACACUGUGGGAGUACCUGGCUCUCAUCUGCCUUUACACCAAGAAGCGAGGAGAGCGGCCAGAUUUUAAUGACGCCAUCAUCAUGAGGAGAGGAGCGUCUGUAGAACAUGCGUGUCAUCGAAUUCACAGAACAUUAGCAAGCCAGUUCAAGUAUGCACUGGUGUGGGGAACGAGCACCAAGUACAGUCCUCAGAGGGUUGGACUCACCCACAUCAUGGAGCAUGAGGACGUGAUCCAGAUUGUGAAGAAAUAAGAGCGUGUGAUUGGUGCAAAUGUCAGGCCAUGUGCCCCUCGUCUGCGUGGGUGGACUGCACAGGAAAAGCAUCCAUUUCUUAUGAGUGUCCAAAAAAAAAAAAAGUCUGAUUCUUACUUUCUCAGUGCCAGAAAAAUGACUUUGGAACGAAAGUAGGCAGAAAUGGCAGAAAUCGACACGUUUUAUCCACUGCAGCUUUGCAUGAAAUUCAUUUAAAGUGAAAAAUAAAAUUAAAAAAGUUACAAAAAUUGA
Messenger RNA from Conger conger (European conger), 1644 nucleotides. RefSeq names its product developmentally regulated GTP binding protein 2 (gene drg2). NCBI's taxonomy places the organism in Eukaryota, Metazoa, Chordata, Actinopteri, Anguilliformes, Congridae. Bases 298 to 1392 code for a protein of 364 amino acids. Gene Ontology annotation, cellular component: cytoplasm. Gene Ontology annotation, molecular function: GTP binding; GTPase activity. Gene Ontology annotation, biological process: cytoplasmic translation. The transcript is spliced from 14 exons. The record is from RefSeq and is a predicted model, not a curated record.